Hypoxylon trugodes is the source of this 1392-nucleotide messenger RNA. RefSeq lists its product as uncharacterized. The transcript is spliced from 5 exons. The record is from RefSeq and is a predicted model, not a curated record. The coding region runs from base 1 to 1257 and encodes 418 amino acids. NCBI's taxonomy places the organism in Eukaryota, Fungi, Ascomycota, Sordariomycetes, Xylariales, Hypoxylaceae.
AUGGACCGCCGCUCUCUAUUAGAACGAGAUUCCAAAGACUCUUACUUACACCUACCUAGGUCAAGAGAUAGCAGCCCAUCCUCGACAACAGGAGGAUUUCGCAACUUGGACAUUACCGAUUCACCUCAUAGUCGACCAGCAUCUUCACAAGGGACUCAGCCGCCACCUUAUAUAAAUCGCGUCCCUCAUCGCUCUACGCCAUUUUUACCAAGCCACACCUCUCACCCAACUUUGCCCUCACAGGGUCCCUUGGAUACUGAGUGGAGCCAGAGACAAGCACAGUCUCAGAACACUCCCUCAUUGCGUGUAAAUCCAGCGCGAGAUUCACAUUCUUCAUCCUCUUUACCACCCCCACAUACCUCCACAAUGAGCACCGUAGCUGUGGCUUUCGACCCCAGAAUGGAGAUGGGCAUUCCCCGCUCCUCAUACACUUGGCCAGGUUUGGAUUCAGGGCCGGAUCUAUUGGGUCAUGAAUUGGGCUCCGUUCACGGUUCCGAUGCGAGCAUGACUCCUCCGAGCGGUUCUAGGUCUUUAACCUCCAGCCCGCCCCGAUUCACAUUGACGCCCGAACAACGUGAACUUAAAAGGCAGCGCGACCAAGCCCGCCGAGAUUCGAAAUCGACAGUCCGAGCGCGCCGCGCCAUGAGCACUUACUCGUCCGCCUCCCAAUCUCCCCCAGUUUCGAUGCACGAAUUUUCUGCCGCAUCCCCGGUGCCAGUGUAUUCGACAGCGCCUUCGCAAAUCUCUCUCUUGGCGGAACCCGCGACAACCAUGGCGGGCUCGUAUAUGCCUUCUUACUCUACAUCGCCCAUUCCCGAUCACGGCAGCCCAGGAAUGUUCCCUCAAUUUUCUUCGAUGCCACCCAGCGAUUACUUGGGCUUGAGCUACUCACCGGGUUACCCCCCACCACCUUCCGCCCACAGCUUAUCUUCACAAUACAGCCGACCCUCACCUCCGAUGUCUGAUGCUGGAAUCAUGUACCCUGUUCAGGCUCCCCCAGUCCUUUCUUCUGGUGGCGCAGGGCAAGAAGCCGGCCACGUUCGUGUCGUCCAAAGCCGACCCAAGCCGCAGUGCUGGGAGCACGGUUGCAACGGCCGCCAAUUCUCGACCUUCAGCAACUUAUUAAGACACCAACGUGAAAAAUCUGGACAAGCAGCUAAGGCUACCUGCCCUAACUGCGGCGCUGAGUUCACAAGGACUACUGCUCGCAAUGGUCACUUACUUCACGACAAGUGCAAGCAAAGACGAAACUCAUAAAAAUUUUGUACAAUAAAAAUAAAAAUUUCUACGAUAUUCUACGAUGGAUAGGACGAUAGGGAGCUAAGGGCAAAACGAUUAGGGGUUAUGAGUAUUUGAAGCGGGAUAUGGAUUUUAGACGACAGCUCUACCGGC